AUGGUUUUAACGUGCAUCGUGCCGGGUUGUGGCAACAAACCCAGGGUUUACAGCCCCGUGGUGUUUCACACCAUUCCAAUUCAUUACAAACGGCGGAGAGUUUGGCUGGCAGCUUUAGAGUUGGACAUUUCAACUCCGUUGGAUGUUGUGAGGACCUGGAGAGUGUGCUCCGAACACUUCACAGAUGAGGACUACACCGAGACUGGAAAACGGCUAAAAGACACUGCUACACCGUCAAUCCAGAAAUUGCGCAUCCUAUACAGAGAGGCUCCGGUCAACAUUGAAAUACAUGAUUUGCCUGGACCGGAGGAUUUCCCUGAGGCUUUACCUCAUUCAACCCCUGAGAAGCAAAAACCUGAGGAGACAACAGCUAAAAUCAGAGCACCCAUGCCUGUCCACCUAGGCAGUCCUUCACAAACGCGUCAUCCCAAAAGAGCUGUCCUCGCUCCCACCUGGACAAUGCAAUCAAACACUGCCUCUUCAUCAUCUACAAUGGCCACCACCCAUAGUCCACGAAAAAGCCUUAUAUAUGAUGAUCCACACCUCAUUGGAGCUACAGCAAUGGACAUGAGUGCAACAUCGGACUUUGAUGUCAGCAUGACCUCUGAGACUGCCCUUGAUCCUGCAGACAGCAGUUAUGCUCCAGAUACCAGCCCCUCAACAUCCGCCACAGGAAGUUCCUCAAGCCUCCCUGAACAACUCAGAGGAUGGAGGGGUCGGAAGUGGAUCGUGGAUGAGGCCAAUCUCAUGGAGCUGUUUCAAAGAUGCCCAGAGUGCCAUUCCGCGAUGUGUGACGUCCAUCAAUCUAUAUCAUGCUGUGGUAGCAGAAUUCGAGUGAAAUGGCAAUGUGACCGUGGUCAUGUGGGAAAAUGGGAGUCAUGUCCAGAAGUCCGUGGGAUGCCAGAAAACAACUUAUUGGCACAGGCCGCAAUCCUCUUCACUGGUGCAACAUACACCGAUAUUGCUGACUGGGCAGGACUUCUCAACCUGCAGUUGCCCCACAAAACAUGGUACAACGAGGUCCAGAGGACUUACCUGAUCCCAGUGAUUGAACAAGCAUACAGAACACAGGAGGACAUCAUCAAAGCCAGGCUUAUCUGCCAAUCACAGGACGGCGAGGGAGUGCAGCUAUGUGGUGAUGGCAGAAGCGACAGCCCUGGGCAUUCCAGCAAAUAUAAUACAUAUUCUUUCAUGGAUGACGCGACAAAGCAGAUUGUGGGGUUUGAGCUGAUGCAGGUGUCUCAGGCCUCAAGUUCUGCUGCCAUGGAACCAUUGGGUUUCAGGAAAGGCCUGGACAACAUCCUGGAUGAGGGGAUCAAUGUUACAGUUGUCACCACGGAUCGGCAUCCCUCCAUCCGGAAAAUUAUGAGAGAGGAUUAUCCUGAGCUCAUUCAUCAGUUUGACCCGUGGCAUGUUGCAAAAGGAUUUCGAAAGAAAAUGGUGGCGACAUCCAACAGGAGGGAGUACAAAGACCUUGGUCCUUGGGUCCGGAGUAUCGCCAACCACAUGUGGUGGAGCUGUUGCACCUGCAAAGGAGAUCCAAAGGAGCUGCUCAGGCGAUGGUUGUCUCUGCUAUGCCACAUCACUGGGGUCCACCGCUGGGAAGAGAAUAACAUGGAAUACACGUGUUUCCACAAAGAGCUGCCUGCAGAUCAGCAAAGGAGCAAGAGGUGGCUAAUGGUGACUUCCCCUUCCUACAAAGCCCUGAAGUCGAUGAUGAUGGACACUCGCUUCCUCAAAGACUUGCAACAGAUGACACUAUUCAAACAUACAGGACAACUUGAGGUGUUUCAUAAUUCCCUCUUGAAGUAUUGCCCAAAGCGACUUCAUUUUGAAUAUCCAGCAAUGAAGGCACGCACUAUGCUAGCAGUGAUGGACCACAACGAGAAUCACGAAACAGAACGGGAACAAGCAAGAGCAGCAGGAGGCCUUCCGAAAACAAAUGUUGUCCACAAAAGGCAAUCAGGCCGUUGGAUUUCAAGACCGAUCUAUGUUGAGACAACACAGAAAUUCAGGGAGGAUCUCAUGGAACGAGUGCUUGAGAGACGGCGUGACCCCUCAGUCCGACCCAAGGACAAGGCAUUUCAUAUGCCAAUCCCUCAACUGGCAGCCAACAUUGCUCGUGUGCCAAAGCCCAGCAAAGAGGAUGCCAGGAAAUCACACACCUCAAGAUUCCAAGGCCCACCACAGAAGGAGGACUAACUGGGUGUCAGUGGCUACCACAUAUUUUUGAAAGACCUCUUCAAUUGACUUGUUGUUUUGUUGUGUUUGUUUUUUUUCUCCUUUUCUUUGCACUUGGUCUUCAGAAUGUCUACUGCAAAAGUAACAUGUAUAAUACAGUAACCGGGUUCAGUAUCAGUUGGUGUGAGGGUUUUUCCACCAUA
Molecule: messenger RNA, 2384 nt
Organism: Engraulis encrasicolus (European anchovy)
Lineage: Eukaryota; Metazoa; Chordata; Actinopteri; Clupeiformes; Engraulidae
Exons: 9
Coding region: 1-2202 (733 amino acids)
Source: RefSeq, a predicted model, not a curated record